This is a messenger RNA of Poecile atricapillus (Black-capped chickadee), 660 nucleotides long. It is a transcript of the gene NDUFB3, whose product is annotated as NADH:ubiquinone oxidoreductase subunit B3. Gene Ontology annotation, biological process: electron transport chain; mitochondrial respiratory chain complex I assembly. The transcript has 3 exons. Bases 254 to 556 code for a protein of 100 amino acids. Gene Ontology annotation, cellular component: mitochondrion. NCBI's taxonomy places the organism in Eukaryota, Metazoa, Chordata, Aves, Passeriformes, Paridae. The record is from RefSeq and is a predicted model, not a curated record.
GCGGCGCCGCUCCUGGAGCGGAGCCUGUCCCGCUGAGCCGUGCCGGGAGACCUGCGGGCGGCAGCGGCCUGGGAAGGAGUCGGAAAGCGGCUCCACGACCUCUGUGUCCGCACCAGGCCAGCGGGAAGAGCCGGAACCGAAGCUUCCCGGAACCUGCGUGGCUGGCCCGCGCUUCCUGUGGCGACCGGUCCUCGCCUGGGUUCCGGUUCCGGGUGGCGGCCGCGUCCUGAGCAGGGUCGCGGAACGGGCAGGUAUGGGACAUGGAAGUGAACACGGCCAUGGCCAUGGCCAUGACAAAGUGGAACUCCCUGACUACAGGCAGUGGAAGGUGGAGGGGACUCCCCUUGAGGAGGUGCAGAGAAGGCUGGCUAAACGAGGUCUGAGGGAUCCAUGGGCUCGUAAUGAAGCCUGGAGAUACCACGGCAGCUUUGCAAGACCUAUCACCAUAACAGAAAUCUUUACCAGGGGACUCAAGUGGGGAGCUGCAGCUUUCAUCAUAGCUCUGGGCAUUGAAUACUCACUGUUUCCUCCAAAGAAGAAUGGAGGCCACCACUGAAGAUCAAAUGUGACAACAUAAUACUAAUCAUAAGCUGAAGCAUACAUAAGCCUGUUGCUCAUUCUGUACUUAUAACCUGCAUAUUAAAGUCUACCACAGGCAGA